Molecule: messenger RNA, 904 nt
Organism: Gadus chalcogrammus (walleye pollock)
Lineage: Eukaryota; Metazoa; Chordata; Actinopteri; Gadiformes; Gadidae
Product: 3-oxo-5-alpha-steroid 4-dehydrogenase 2-like
Exons: 4
Coding region: 1-402 (133 amino acids)
Biological process (GO): steroid biosynthetic process
Molecular function (GO): 3-oxo-5-alpha-steroid 4-dehydrogenase activity
Source: RefSeq, a predicted model, not a curated record
AUGGGGGACGACGGCCCCUGGGUGGAGAGUAACCUCUUCCAUAGUGGAUCUGUGGAGAUCGGGCCUCCCGGCGACGUCUGCCGUCUGCUUCUGUUCUUUGCAGGUCUGAUAAUCAACAUCCACAACGACCAUUUGCUACGGAGCCUUAGGAAACCAGGAGAAGUCCACUACAGAAUCCCCAGAGGGGGGAUGUUUGAGUUUGUGUCGGGGGCAAACUACUUCGGGGAGAUCCUGGAAUGGUUUGGCUAUGCUGUGGCCGUCUGGUCGCUGCCUGCAGCCGCCUUCUUUCUCUUCACCAGCUGUACCAUCGGCCCACGAGCCAUACACCACCACAGGUUCUACCAGCAGCAGUUCAAGGACUACCCUCAGUCCAGAACAGCCCUGAUUCCUUUCCUUCUGUAGCACCUUUCAUAAUUUAUGAAAAAAAACUGCAUAUCAUUAUACAGUUUGUUUCAGUUUCUAUUGUAUGCACUUGUGAUUUAUUGAAUUACACGAUAUGAUUAACAUUUUGGCUUUAAGGUAAUAUAUAUAUUUUAUUUUGUGUUGUUUUUCUUUACUGUUUAGUUUUUACACAAGCUAUUUUGUAUUCUUCCGUGUGUGGAAAUUUAACAAACACCAGCAAAGUUUUUUUUUUUCUUUAUUUGUUAUGAACAGCAACAAUUUCACACAGACUUUGUUGGAGAGUUAAAUAAAGGCAAAUUGAAUGGUCACACAGGUGUGUGUUAGUGUAGAUGGGGGCAAGAGAGUAAGAAAUUUCGCCCCCUGUCUUCUGGAGGUAGAACUGGUGAACCGUUAUAUCCUACCAAUAAAUUGGUCAAGAACUACUAUAAAUUACGACACAUCCCUAUAGUAAUGCAACGUCUUCUACUUUCCAAUUUAAAAUCUUAAAACACAAGGUUGACAU